This is a messenger RNA of Castor canadensis (American beaver), 1896 nucleotides long. The record is from RefSeq and is a predicted model, not a curated record. Lineage: Eukaryota; Metazoa; Chordata; Mammalia; Rodentia; Castoridae.
GCCGCCACCGCGCGCCCCGGCUGCGAGCCCGGCUCGGACCCCGCGGCCACCUGCGUGGACCUGCAGCUCAGGACCUGUGCAGAUGCCAUGUACAACCGGACGGCUUUCCCCACGCCUCUGCAGCACCGGUCACGGGAGGCGGUGGAGUUCAGCUCCGAGUACAUCCUGCUGGGCGUCCUGCACCACCUUCUGGAGGGCCAGUGCAACCCUGACCUGCGGCUGCUGGGCUGUGCCGUGCUAGUCCCCCGGUGCGAGGGUGGCCGCACACGCAGACCCUGCCGGCAUGUCUGCGAGGGCCUGCGGGAGGCCUGCCUGCCGGCCUUUGAUGCCAUUGACAUGGCCUGGCCCUACUUCCUGGACUGUGCCCGCUACUUCGCACGGAAGGAGGACGGCUGCUAUGACCCCCUGGAGCAGCUUCGGGGAGACCUGGAGGUGGAGGAAGCGCUGCCCUCGGGUGUUCCGCCCACCUUCAUCCACUUCGCCCACCACUCCUACACACAGAUGGUACGGGUGCUGAAGCGGACAGCAGCCCGCUGCCCCCAGGUGGCGAAGACCUAUAGCAUCGGGCGCAGCUUCGACGGCAAGGACCUGCUGGUCAUUGAGUUCUCAAGUCGCCCUGGCCAGCAUGAGCUGUUGGAACCUGAGGUGAAGCUCAUCGGUAACAUUCAUGGCAACGAGGUGGCAGGAAGGGAGAUGCUUAUCUACCUGGCCCAGUACCUGUGCUCUGAGUACCUGCUGGGCAACCUCCGCAUCCAGCGCCUGCUCAACACUACCCGCGUCCACCUGCUGCCCUCCAUGAACCCCGAUGGCUACGAGGUGGCCGCUGCAGAGGGUGCUGGCUACAACGGGUGGACGAGUGGGAGGCAGAACGCACAGAACUUGGACCUGAACCGCAACUUCCCGGACCUGACGUCCGAGUACUACCGGCUGACCGCCUCCCGCAGUUUGCGUGGUGAUCACAUCCCCAUCCCGCCGCACUACUGGUGGGGUAAGGUGGCCCCUGAGACAAAGGCCAUCAUGAAGUGGGUGCGGUCCAUCCCCUUUGUGCUCUCGGCCAGCCUCCACGGGGGUGACCUGGUGGUGUCCUAUCCCUUCGACUUCUCCAGACAUCCCCUGGAGGAGAAGAUGUUUUCUCCCACACCUGAUGAGAAGAUGUUCAAGCUGCUGUCCAGAGCCUACGCCGACGUCCACCCCAUGAUGAUGGACAGGUCGGAGAACAGAUGUGGGGGCAACUUUCUGCAACGGGGCAGCAUCAUCAACGGAGCCGACUGGUACAGCUUCACGGGAGGCAUGUCUGACUUCAACUACCUGCACACCAACUGCUUCGAGAUCACCGUGGAGCUGGGCUGCAUGAAGUUUCCCCCGGAGGAGGCCCUUUACGGGCUCUGGCAGCACAACAAGGAGCCGCUGCUGAACUUCAUGGAGAUGGUACACCGAGGCAUCAAGGGGGUGGUGAUGGACAAAUUCGGCAAGCCUGUCAAAAACGCCCGCAUCUUAGUUAAAGGCAUCCGCCACGACAUCAGCACAGCCCCGGAUGGCGACUACUGGAGACUGCUGCCCCCAGGGUCUUAUGUGGUCAUUGCCCAAGCCCCAGGCUACUCCAAGGUCGUGAAGAGAGUCGUCAUCCCCCUCCGGAUGAAGAGGGCAGGCCGCGUGGACUUCAUUCUUCAGCCUCUAGGGACAGGACCCAAGAAAUUCCUUCCUGCAUUUCGGAGAACUACUUCUGGGUCCCAGGACCCACUGGGAGGUCCCAGGCCUUGGGGGGAGACCACGGAGCUGGACCUUGAGCCCCCCGGGGCACGCAGGCAGCCCUCAGCUGGUGGGAGCAAGCCGUGGUGGUGGUCCUACUUCACGUCACUGAGUCCCCACAGGCCACGCUGGCUGCUCAAGUACUAG